Messenger RNA from Ipomoea nil (Japanese morning glory), 1937 nucleotides. RefSeq names its product nudix hydrolase 3-like. The transcript is spliced from 9 exons. The coding region runs from base 783 to 1691 and encodes 302 amino acids. Gene Ontology annotation, cellular component: cytoplasm. Lineage: Eukaryota; Viridiplantae; Streptophyta; Magnoliopsida; Solanales; Convolvulaceae. Gene Ontology annotation, molecular function: dipeptidyl-peptidase activity. The record is from RefSeq and is a predicted model, not a curated record.
GGUGUUGAGCUAUUUUCUAGCGGCGUUUGCGGUGGUCCAAAGACGGCUUAGAGCUGGAGAUGGUGAGCGGCACCGUUUUGAGGUGCGAAUUUUCUCCAUGCCUUGUUGCAAGUGAGAUAGCCAUCUCCACACAAGAAGAGCAAUCAAAGGUCGGUUGAUGAACAACAAGCCUAUGGAAGAGAAUUCAUGAUGAAGAGGUAAAAAGCCUAGAAGCAAUUGCACAUCAAUCGGAAAGGAAGCAGGUAAUUAACUAUCUUGAGAUUCUUAAAUGGAGGGAAAUGGCAUCCCGUUGGUGGACCUCGCUGGCAUUAGUAAGGUUUUGCGAAACCAAUCCACAUCGUGGCAGAAUGCUCGUGUGGAGUAUGAUGGAGUAAAAGAGGUAGCGUAUCAUAGCCUAGUAAAGAAGGGUAAGGACAAAGCCGAGUUGAAGAAGGUUAUCGGGCAGGUAUGUGAUUUCUUAGACAGUACCAUUAACGGUGGGGUCAGCUCGUUCAUUCGUGAGCGGUUUAUAUUGGACUACGAGUUGUGGUGCAACCUCGACAAGGAUCCUGGUUAUGGGUGUGAGAAUUUUAAUUUGUCUUUUGAUGUUAGAUGGGUUGGCAGAAUGGAAUGUCCCCCCGAGAGUUUUCAUAGGUAUAGGAGUUCUACCUUAGCCGGAAAUGAGAUAGAUUCAGAUGAUGAGCCGGUGGUUGCCGCUCCCAAGGUUGCUUCUAAGGUGAGGUUUGCAGAGCACGUAGCGGAGGUGUCUGCACCUACUGCCCCAGAAGAGAGCUUUGGGGGUGAUGGCGAUGAUGAUGAGGUCGUGUAUGAAGAGCCUCCUCCUUCGAACAUACGCAGGGAAGACAAUAACCAUCAAGACAGGGCGGGGAAGUCCCGGGAAAGAUGGAACCGCUCCACAGGAAGGGAGAGGUGAGACCGAGGACGCUGCUGGGAAGACCGGGGCCUCAGCAGAUGAAGGAAAAGGAGAAGAAGCACUCCAAAAAAAAAACGCUUCAUUUGGGGAGAAGAAGCACUCGAGAAAAGCUUCAUUUUUAUUCCUAAGUUUCUAUGCCUGUGAUGCGAUCCUAGCCUUUAAGGAUGCAUUUGAAUUGAUACUCUUCUUUCUUCAGGAAUGCGUUAUCAAUGAUGGAACAUUCAUCAACCAUGAAUACAAUGAUGUAUAUCUGGUUACCAUAAUAGAUCCAAUUCCUCUGGAUGCCUUUACCUUACAGGAGCUGCAAGAGCUCCACUCAGCGCUAGAAGAAACUAAAGCCGACAUUGUUGGACUGUGGGCCCUAAAGUUUCUAAUUGGCGAGGGUUUGCUUCCGAAGAGCCUAGUGAGAUCGAUGUAUGUCUCUUUUCUUGCUGGAUGUUUUCGCUCUGUGCGCUUUGGAUUAGAGGAAGCUCAUGGCAAAGGGCAGGCGCUGCAGUUCAAUUAUAUGUUCGAGAAAAUUGCCUUUGUCUUACAACCUGAUGAGACCUUCUCCAUCGACUUCGAUAAGGUCGAGGAUGUUGUCGAGAGCUUGAGUAGGGAAAUCCUUACAGUACAAGCAAGAGGCGAUAAAGAUGGUGCCCAAAUGCUUCUUAAGAAAUAUGGCGUUAUGACUCCUCCACUGCAAUGUGCACUCCAAAAACUGGAAACGAUUCAGGUUCCGGUGGACAUAGUUCCUGAAUUUCCCGUUGCUGAUCAAAUUUUACGUGAAAGCCAUUGAGGACUUGACAUUAUAAACUGUUCUUGAAGGAGGAGCACAAAUGAUGGGGUUUUUAUGCUGUUGUGAACAGAAGUUGCAUCAAUAAUGUGGGAUUUGUAUGUUUAGAACUGAAAACAUAAUUUGAGAAUAAAGUGAAAUAGUAUCGAUUUUUGCUUCCACAAUAUGCUGCAAAUGAUUCCAUCGACUCUUUGUGGUUUGAGUCGAUCAGCUACAGGCUUAUUGAAUUGAACUUGUAAUUUUUUCUGU